Molecule: messenger RNA, 1719 nt
Organism: Naegleria lovaniensis
Lineage: Eukaryota; Heterolobosea; Eutetramitea; Acrasida; Naegleriidae
Exons: 3
Coding region: 1-1719 (572 amino acids)
Biological process (GO): protein phosphorylation
Molecular function (GO): ATP binding; protein kinase activity
Source: RefSeq, a predicted model, not a curated record
AUGCCAAAACACAAACGAGUGGGAAAAUAUGAACUCUUUGAAAAACUCGGUGAAGGAAACUUCUCCAAAGUCAAGAGAGCCAUCGACACAGAAACUCAAAUACAAUAUGCCAUUAAAAUUGUUGACAUUUCAUCAGUAGCAAAAGAAGGCAUGGAAAAACAAGUGAGAAACGAAAUUUCUGUUCUCAAACAAAUCAAACAUCCCAAUGUCGUACAACUGAAAGAAGUCCUCAAAUCCGCCAACAACAUUUAUAUCGUGAUGGAAUUGAUCACAGGAGGAGAAUUAUUCGACAAGAUUGUUGCAGCUCGUAAAUUUAACGAAGACAUUGCUCGUCGUUAUUUCCAACAACUCAUUGAUGGUAUCGCCUAUUGUCAUUCGUGCCGUAUUGCUCACCGAGAUUUGAAACCCGAGAAUUUACUGUUGGACUCUCAUGAUAAUUUGAAAAUUACUGAUUUCGGUCUGAGUGGUAUGAUGAAACAGGGAGUCAUGUUGGAAACCAUUUGUGGAACUCCUCAUUAUGUGGCACCUGAAGUAUUAACGGGUAAUUAUGAUGGCUUCAAAGCCGAUAUUUGGUCAUGUGGUAUCAUUCUUUUCGUCAUGCUUUCAGGAUGCCAUCCCUUCGAUGGUGAAACUGUGAAUGAUCUCUUCAAAAGAAUUGAAAAUCUAGAAUUUAAAUAUCCUUCACACUUUUCAAAAGAAGUUCGUGCUCUUUUGGACAAGAUUAUUGUGGUGGAUCCAAAUAAGCGAGCAACCAUUGCAGACAUUCGAUAUGAUCCUUGGUUUAAGGUCAAUUAUCAUGGCACUUUGGAUUCCAUGCUAUCGAGUGUUCCAAAUUCUGCAGCUGAUUUAUUACCACCUGUCGUUAUUGGAGGAGAUAGUAGCAGCAGCAGCAACACACAACAACAUUCUGGAGUUCCUUCUUCCUCAACCACCACGACACCACCAGGAACACAAGAAUCAUCGACGGGAACUUCAAGCAGUGGCACUGAAACUUUGAAUGCCAAUACGACUCUCAUCGUUCCUCCACCCAAUCAAAUUGUGGUCAAUAAGGAAGACAUUGAAAAUGCUGUUCAAGAUGUUGAAAUUACUCAAGACGAUGAAGAGAGAUAUCGAAUUCAAGAUCCCAAUCAACAAAGAGGUAGAGCAAGAGGAAACAAGAUUGAUCCUUCUCGUCGUCGUAUUAUGAAUGGUAACAAUGCAGAACGUAUGUCGGUUCGUAUGCAAAAUAUGGAACAAUUGAAUGCCUUUGAGUUGAUUGCUGUCAUGAUGAGAGGAAAAUUGAAUCCACUCGUGUCGAAACAUUUCACAAGACGUGCCAAUCGUUUCUCAACGUGUGGUCAUCCCGAUGAUCUCUACGAUCGAAUGAUUCAAUUCUUGCAUGAGAAGAAAUUUAUUGUACGUCCCAAAGAGACUGAAUAUGAAUUUAAGGCAACCAUGAAAAACAAAUUGAACGAGAUGAAUUUUGCAGUUCAAUUCUUUAUUGUAUCAUUUGAGAUGAUUAUUGUUGAAGUGAUUCGAUUGAAAGGAAAUAUUUUGAAAUUCCAAGAAAUCUUCCGUGAAAUGCAAUCCCUCUUUGACUAUGAAGCACAAAAGAAGAUGAUUCCACAUCACAUGGUUGCAAGUAAUAGUAGCAGCAGUACCAAUAGCAACAAUAAUCAUACCAUUAGUGUGACAAGCAGUAGUAAUAAUAACAACAAUGGUGAUCACAACAACAAGUAA